Messenger RNA from Medicago truncatula (barrel medic), 1526 nucleotides. Its product is annotated as E3 ubiquitin-protein ligase MARCHF2. Lineage: Eukaryota; Viridiplantae; Streptophyta; Magnoliopsida; Fabales; Fabaceae. The transcript is spliced from 6 exons. The record is from RefSeq and is a predicted model, not a curated record. The coding region runs from base 339 to 1079 and encodes 246 amino acids. Gene Ontology annotation, molecular function: zinc ion binding.
AAGUACUAUGUUUUGUCCUAGUUACCCGACCCGGAGUGAUGUGUGGUGGAGAGAGGGAGAAAGAUCGAACAACGUCCGUCCUGGUCCCUCUAUUAUUAGAAGAUUAGAAGUUGUUUGUUAAGUGGGUCCGUCCGUCCGUCGUCCAUUUGAGAAUAUUAUUGUUUGUCUAUUGGUCGCCGCUCACGAACCCUAGAUUCAUUCAUUCUUAAAUUGAAUUUGAAUUUGAAUUUGAAUUUGAAUUGAAUCUCCCUGAAAUCAAUCUCCUCUUUCUUCUCUCAUCCAGGCUGAAAUGAUCUUCUUCUCUGCCAAAUCAAAUAUUAUAUUAUACAUUUCCCGAAAUGCAAUUAGCUUCAAACACUGACAACCAAGAUUCUUCUUCUUCUUCUUCAGAAACCCAACCCAUAUUGAAGAAUCACCUCUGUGAAAUUAUUCCUAUUCCUGCCAACGACGAAGACGAUGACUACGACAAUGAGUCUUCUCAUCUUCUUGUUGUAAAUGCUGAUCACCCACAAUGCCGGAUAUGCCUUGAUCUUGGAGGAGAAGACUUAAUUGCCCCCUGCCAUUGCAAAGGUACCCAAAAGUAUGUCCACAGAUCAUGUCUCGAUAAUUGGAGGUCUACCAAGGAGGGCUUUGCUUUUUCUCACUGUACUGAAUGCAGAGCUCUCUUCAUAAUUCGACCAAAUGUCCCUAAAGAUCGUUGGUGGUUGAGAUUGAAAUUUCAGUUUCUUGUUGCCAGAGAUCAUGCAUUCAUUUUCAUCAUUGUUCAACUCGUUGUUGCUUUCUUGGGAGUUCUUAUUUAUAAAUUCUAUGGAGAUGAACUUAGAGAAAUGUUUGGUUAUGAAGAACAUCCAUACGGAUUUUACACAAUGGCCGUUCUUGCCAUUAUUUUGGUGGGUUUGCUCUAUGGCUUCUUUAUAGCAAUAAUAUGUGGGCAAAGAAUCAAUGAACGCCACUACCAUGUUCUUGCCAAACAAGAAUUGACAAAGGAGUAUGUGGUAGAAGAUCGAGAACAUGUAAAGGACGUGCCCGAACUCGACCCCAGCCAUGUGACAGAACUAAGGAUGUUGGGCCUUUACUAGCCGGUAUAUGUAUAUCCCAUUCUUUCUUGUUUAAGUUUCCGGUCUUCCACUUUUAGAUGUUAAAUUAGAAACAUUCUAAAGAGAAAGGCAGACCAACGAAAAUAUAGGCAAAACCAUUAAAUGAUAUCUAUAAUUAAGUGGACUAUCUGUGAAAUCAGUCUCUUACAAAAUAUUAUGAUGUCAUUUGAUCCAUGUAGCAUACCCCACCUAGUGGAAAAAGAUUUGGUUGGUGUUGUUGUUGAUUUAAGUUUGAGACUUUGUGUACCUAUUAUCCUUUUAUGGAUAUGGACUUAUCUAUAGCAAUGCAUAGAAGGUAAAAGUCGCAUGCUUUUUUUCUCCCUAAUUUCACCAUAAAAGAAUAUGCAGUUGUCAAAGUCCCCAUUCAUCUACAUCAAAUAAUUUACACCAUUGUUACAUUCUUGCGCAUUAUGGAAUCAUGUUCUGUUA